GUUCGAGUCGCUGCCGCUGCUGUCGUUCUUCACUUCCGCGUUUCUUCUGCGUUAAACUACGAAAGCCUAAGGAACCGGCGCGAUGUCUCACCAAACCGGCAUCCAAGCCACAACGGAGGUGAAGGACGUCUUUGCCAAGGCACGCAACGGCGAGUACCGACUCAUUAAGGUGGUCAUUGAAAACGAACAGCUUGUGUUGGGAGCAGUCAGAUUUGCGGGCCAAAAAUGGGAGCUGGAAUGGGACAGUUCCAUCCUGCCCCUGUUGGAGGAUGACAUGCCUUCGUACGUCCUCUACCGGCUGGACAGCACCAAUAAUCAGGGCUAUGAGUGGAUCUUCUUAGCGUGGUCCCCGGAUCAUUCCCCUGUUCGCCAGAAGAUGCUGUACGCUGCUACUAGAGCCACGCUGAAAAAGGAGUUUGGUGGCAGCCAUAUAAAAGAGGAGCUCUUCGGGACAGUAAAGGAUGAUGUAUCACUAAACGGAUAUAAAAGGUACUUGGCGUCCCAGGCUGCUCCGCUCCCACUGACAGCCGCUGAGGAGGAACUGAGGCAAAUCAAACUCAACGAGGUGCAAACUGACAUCCACCUGGACACAAAGCAGCAGACUUUACAGGGUGUAGCUUUCCCCAUGCAAAGAGAUGCUAUUGAGGCUCUGGAGCAAUUCCGAAACAAAAGGAUUAACUAUGUUCAGCUUGAAAUCGAUUUUCCGAAAGAGUGCAUUAAGUUAUCCAGCACAGCUCCAACAGAGUUACGCGACCUCCCCAAACGGAUUCCUAAAGACGCAGCGCGGUACCACUUCUUCCUCUACAAACACUCGCACGAAGGAGACUACCUCGAGUCCACGGUGUUCAUAUACUCCAUGCCGGGUUACACAUGCAGCAUUCGGGAGAGGAUGUUGUACUCCAGCUGCAAAAACCCCCUCAUAGACACGGUGGAAAACAAACUGCAGAUUGAAAUUGCCAAAAAGUUGGAGAUCGAUAAUGGUGAUGAAAUCACCAGUGACUUCAUGUAUGAAGAGGUGCACCCAAAGCAGCACGCGCACAAACAAGCCUUCGCCAAACCCAAGGGUCCCACCGGGAAGAGGGGGGGUCGCAGGAUCACGCGUCCUCCGGGGGACGCCGUGGAUGACGAUUAACAUCGCUCGUGAGACGAAGUGUUUUUUUUUUUUUUUUUUUUUGUUAGAACUCCUAGUCUACCUUAAAGCCGCUAACUCGUGUCUCCAUAGACUCGCAUAUCUAUGCACGAAGGAAAACACUACACGCUAGGACACAACCUGAAUGAGCAGCUCAUUCGGGGAUCUGUGAAACAAAUGAUGACACACUAAAUGUACUUACUUCUCAUUUCUAAGAUUGAUUCGCUUCUUAAAUGCACACUAAACCUAUAGUUAACAUGAAGGAUGUUGGAAUGCAGGCGCUCAGUUCAGAGCUGGGACGUUAUUAAGUUUGAAGCAUUUAGUAUAAAGGUGCACAAAUGCGUUGUGUUUAUGGGUCUCUGGUCUUAGGCUUGUUUUUGCUCAAAAGCAAAUUGUAUUUGAGACUGAUAACACACUUUGUUUUAUUGUUGAGAUUAUUAUUUUUUUUCUGAGUUAAAAGACCCUCUGGUCAAUAAUUUAAUGAAGAUCAAACAAUUAGACCUGCUUUCUCAUUUUAGAUCAAUAGCUACGUUUACAUGGACGAUAAUCUGAUAACAUGUGCUCAAAGCAUUAAAUCAUAAUAUAACUUUUUUGACAUGCACAAAGUGGUUCUGCCUGCUGUGAGGCAUUUGAUCUUUUCGAAAUAUAACAGAAAAAGGUAAAAGAAGUAUGUUAGGUUAGACUUCCUAUGGUUUCCGAAGAAAUCCUGCAUUCUGCGUUUUUUAUUUGUUGCAAGAAUUCAGUCUCAUCUACAGUAUGAUUGAUUAGAUGCUUUACUACGUGUGACGUGUAGGUUAACCAGUGCUCCAUUCUCAGCCAGAGACCCAGGGGACGAAAGUGUGAAAUAAAGACUAAUGUGCCUGUUUUCACCCAUCAGCAACGGAAGCAAAAUUUCCUUCAUAGAAGCCCAUCAUGGUACAUAAUGAAAGAAUCGAUUUCCUCCGAGACAGAAAUGAUCAGCCCAAGUGUUUACUUGUUGAAUGGAUAAUCUCACAUCCCUCUCAAUGCUGUUUGGGGAAACCCGCUCAGACUGGGGUGUCUUUAAUUGAAUUAUGCUAUUAUUCCCACUAUUUUUGCAAUAUUAGGGACCAUGUACAGUACAGUACACGCACCUUGUGCAUUUGUCAAAAUACGAAACACUAUCAAUUAAUAUGAAAAUCAUAUUACUAUCAUACUAUCAAUUAUGAAAAUGAUGUCCUGGUAUUUGAGCUGAGCUAAGCAGCAUUCUUCCAUUAAAGUCAGUUUAUUUAAAAAAAAGGAGUUUUAUGAAGUACAAAAAACAUAAUGAAGAAAUCAUUUUAUAAAUGUAGGAAUGAAUAAAAUUCUAUUUUAUUACACACUUUAAUAACACAAAGGGGAAAUUUUCUAAAUAACUGAAUGUCUUUUCAAAUUAGUUUAAGUGACAAAGAAGCUUGUUGAAAUUGUAUUUUUCUAAACCUAAUCAUGUGAACAUGUCCAGAUCAUGCUGUCCUUUGGCGUCCUCUUUUUCUUUCCUAAAUAACGUUUAAGAAACACUCCAAGACACAUAUUACUGUGCAAAGGUCUUAAGCCUUCCCCACAUUUCUCAAUAUUUCUGACCCUUUUGUAUUUUCCAUGUACUUUUGAGGAAUAGACUUUUUUGGCACUCAUUUUCGGUCCUGUAUCUGACCAGUACAGAGGACUGUUUUUAGUGGUUAAGCCACACAGUGGUCUGUGAAUCAUUCAAGCCUUAACAAACAUCUUAACUCAACUUAAGGCAUGACCCAGCGAGAAACUGGUGCAGAUGAUCAGGCCAGUGAUUAUUAAACUGGUGGUGCUGAAUGCAGUGAGUGGUUGGAACAGACGAGGGGGAAAACGAGGUUGCUGCUAAGGACGUCACAUAAACAACAAAUUCUUUUAAUUGUAUUUUUAGGCAUUUUGCAACCUUUCACAGUGAAACAUUUGUUUCCAUUUCUUCAAUUUAUUCUACAUUAUUUUAUUUAAUUUUAGAUGAAGAUUUUGGAUAGUACUCCUUGUCCAUAUAACGUAUACUUGGACUUUGUUUAGCAUGUCUAUGAAGAACUAUGACCAUUAAAACCUCUUAAAUGAAGGGAUUGCAAAUGUAGACUCCAGAACAGAGCUCCAUCUACUGAAUAGGUACAUAGAUACACUAAACCACUAUUGUUUUUGUACUAGUGUGGUACGGAGCUUCGUUUAAACACAACGGUGGUGCGUUAUGUCACUUCUCAAAUGUCUUUU
Molecule: messenger RNA, 3346 nt
Organism: Clarias gariepinus (North African catfish)
Lineage: Eukaryota; Metazoa; Chordata; Actinopteri; Siluriformes; Clariidae
Product: twinfilin-1-like
Exons: 9
Coding region: 83-1132 (349 amino acids)
Biological process (GO): actin filament depolymerization; regulation of lamellipodium assembly; positive regulation of neuron projection development
Cellular component (GO): cytoplasm; myofibril; actin filament
Molecular function (GO): actin monomer binding; actin filament binding
Source: RefSeq, a predicted model, not a curated record